Messenger RNA from Sorghum bicolor (sorghum), 1936 nucleotides. RefSeq names its product leucine-rich repeat extensin-like protein 3. NCBI's taxonomy places the organism in Eukaryota, Viridiplantae, Streptophyta, Magnoliopsida, Poales, Poaceae. The transcript has a single exon. Bases 104 to 1462 code for a protein of 452 amino acids. The record is from RefSeq and is a predicted model, not a curated record.
AGGUUGCUGUAAACUUGCGAGCAUUGCUAGGUCCACUGAGCUGUUUCCACCGAUCUACGAGUAUCCCCCCAGAAACCCCAGUCCACCUUCCUCUACCCAACUAAUGGAUCCGUCCGCCGCCGGCGCCGGCGCCUCGCGGCGGAAGGGGGAGCAGUGGUUGAGCGUGGCUGAGAAGCUCCUGGUGGCGCGCGACCUUGAAGGGUGCAAGCAGUUCGCAUCGCAGGCCCUGGCCGCCGAUCCCCACACCCCGGGCGCCGACGACCUCCACGCCGCCGCCUCCUCCCUCCUGGCAGCCCAGCGGCGCCGCCUCCCCAACGGUCAGCCUGAUCCCUACGGUGUCCUUGAUCUGGAUCCCGCAAACCCCGCAUCACGCCGGCUGGAUGCCAUCCACUCACAAUACCGCCGCCUCUCUUUCCUCCUCAAUCGCUCCCACCCCGACCGACCCUGCUCGGUCGCCCUCGCCGAAGCCGCCCGCCUCGUCGCUGAUGCCUGGGCUUUCCUCUCUGAUCCCGUUCGCAAAUCCGCCCUCGACGCGGACCUCGAUGCCGCCGCAGCAGCUCGCGCGUACCACUCUCCUCUAAAUCUACCGCAGCCGCACUCGCAGUCACCUCUGCCUGCACGGCUAACUCCGCCGGUGGCUGCUCCCUCUCAACGCCAAACCCCGCUGCCUGCUGCUCCCUCCCAGCGGUCGACUCCGCCGCUGGUUUCUCCCCCUCCGCGGGCAACAUCACCGCCGGUUGGUUCCACUGCACGGCAAACUCAGCGGCCGGUUGCCCUCCAAAUACGGUCAACACCGCCGCCGGCUGCCUCUGCUCCACGGUCUACUCCACCACCACCGGUUCCUCCUCAAACACGGUCAACACCGCCGCCGGUUGCUCCCGCUCCACGGCCUACUCCGCCACCACCUGUUGUUCCCCAAACACGGUCAAGUACGCCGCAGCCGACUACUCCCCAAACGCCUGUGGCUGCAACUGUCCCAGCAGUGAAGUCUGGUGCGGCACCUUCAUCAACAUUCUGGACAGUGUGCUCGGCCUGCUGCCACAUUCACCAGUUCGACGGCCAAUAUGAGAUGCGCAAGUUGCUGUGCCCUAGCUGCCGCCAGCCAUUUGUGGCCAAGGCAAUGGCUGAGCCACCGCCUAUUGUGCCAGGCACCGACAUGUAUUACUGCACCUGGGGGUUCUUCCCCGUUGGGUUCCCUGGGUGUCCUGGCUUUGAAAAAAUGGUCAAUGCACAGCCAUCAGGACAAGAUCACUUGAAUGUGCCAUGGCUUGGAAGCACAGGUGGUGUGAAAGGUAAUGCUCAGAAUGGAAUGCCACCAGUUAGUGCCCCAGUAGUAGAGGUACCAGAUGAGAUUCCGAUAGAGGUGCCGGCAGUGACACCGCCAGCAAAGCCGAUGCGAGUGAAGGUGGGUGCGAAGAAGCGUGGUCGCCCCAAGGGUAGCAAGAACAAGAAGAAAUUAUGAAUGCUAAUGAUGAGCAUUAUGGUUAUCAUCAUCAUAGAUCAGAUGGAUUAACUGAGAUAUGCAUUCAAUCAUACUGCCAUUGUAGUCAACUGAAGCACUCGUCUGCAGGUUGAAUUCUCACUUGCUGUUGGCAGGAUCUCUAAUGUGGAGCAAGCAAUUUUAUUGUUGAAAGACUUCUUUUUCAGUGGAAGAAUUCUUUCUUUUCCAGAUUAUGAUGUUAAUCUAUGGUUUGUCCCCACUGCUUUACUUGCCAUUAUGCUUUAGCUGUAGCUAUUGUAUUUGCAUAUUUGUCUAAUCUCACUGCUGCCCUGAAGACUGUUGUAUUGAUCUAAAAUGAUAAGGUGUCUAGAUACUGUUUAUUGUACAUUUGAGUUUGGUGCUAUUGUAAGAUCUGCUCUGUGUAGGAAUGCUGCAGUAAAUGGAAUGGUUUAAAGCUCUAUCUUUUAAUGUGAAUUCUGCUUAUGCUUUUCAGUA